This is a messenger RNA of Phoenix dactylifera (date palm), 1040 nucleotides long. RefSeq lists its product as uncharacterized. Gene Ontology annotation, molecular function: cytoskeletal motor activity. NCBI's taxonomy places the organism in Eukaryota, Viridiplantae, Streptophyta, Magnoliopsida, Arecales, Arecaceae. The record is from RefSeq and is a predicted model, not a curated record. Gene Ontology annotation, cellular component: myosin complex.
CCUAGGUGCCUCUUUAACAUCUCUCCGGUGAGGUCCGAUGGAUCGAUUCAUGAGAGUCCAGACCGAAUCGCCAGAAACCCUGGAAGAAAACGGAGCCGGCGGCGUGGAAGCGCCGGAGACCGUAGACGGCGGCGAAGAAGGGGCCGAAGGGAAGGAAGCGGCGGAGAAUCCGACGCUGUUCAUGGGAAUGAAGGUCCGGAGAAGAGCCUCGAUCCACAGGGAUUGUAAGGGGGAUUACAUCGGCAUCCCUUCCGAUCCCUUUCUUUCCAAGAUGUUGUGCAAGCAAGGUGACAACACAGUAUUGUUUGCAGACACAGUUUUGAAGUUCACUGGAUCAGGAAAGAUGAAGAGACGCAUAUUGAUAAUUACAGAUUUUGCUAUUUAUCUUGUUGAUCCUGAUGCUAAUGUGUUAAAACGGCGGAUAGCACUUGCAGCUGUUGAUAAGCUUUGCUUGAGCGAACUGAGUGAUAAUUUUCUUGCAAUCAUCAUCCCGACUGAGUAUGACUUACUAAUGGCCAGCACUCGGAAAACAGAAAUUGUUACUAUGCUAGUUAAAGCUACCAGGAGCACAUCUGAAUAUGAACUUGAGCUGUUUUGCUCCAACAGGUUUGAGUACCAUGCUGCUGCUGACUUGCUGAAAGAAGUUGAAUUCGAGGAAGUAGAUGGAGGUAUUAGAACAAGGUUCAUGAAGAAGGAAAGCAAAUGAGAUAUUUGGGCAUCUGGUUGGCAUUAUCGAAGUAUACUUUGUAGAGCACAAUCUCAUUCAUAUUGAGAGGUGGUGAUAUUCACUGCUUCUUGAGUCUUUUUAUUUUGCACAAAAUAUUAUUUUUAUUCUUUCGAUACUUUUUUCUUCUCAGUGUUCUAUCAUUUAUGUUAGGGCAAUUUCUUCUCUCUAAAAUUCAGGGCCUGGUGCUCGGUUAAUGAUAUUGGGUGUAUGUGCCAUGUCAUUUACAUGUAUCUAUCCCUUAACGGUCAGCACAUCCGCUAAUUGCAUCUAUUAUUUGCACAAGAAUGAUGAAGAAGGCUCAUCUUCCAUUUCA